AUGGUAAAUGUGAUUGCUUUGUAUCCUGCAAUUCGUGAGGUGCUUGAUUUAAUUGGGGAUGAUGCUAGAAAUUGUGAUGAUGCUCGAAAAGCGGAUAAUGCUUUGCAAAAAGGAGAUCAAGAUAUUGUUAAUGCCAUGUCACUUGUUUCUUUGACUAAAGAAAGAUUGCAAGACAUGAGAGAAAGUGGGUGGGAUAAUUUCCUUACCACAACCACUACAUUCUGUGAGAAAAAUGGCAUUAGUGUUCUUGAUAUGAAUGAGCUUAAUAAUCGAUUUGAUGAGGUUAGUAUGGAAUUACUUGUUUGCAUGGCUUCUUUGAGUCCCGUUGAUGUUUUCUCUUCCUUUGAUAAACAAAAGAUACUAAAACUUGCCGAGUAUUAUGAAGAUGAGUUCUCAAGUGCUGAUUUGUUAAGCCUUGAUGAUCAACUAGGGAACUAUAUUACUGAUAUGAGAAGAGAUGAUAGAUUUUGGGGAUUAAAUGAUCUUAGUGAACUCUCCAUGAACCCUAUGGUUGUAAGAUCACUUGAAGUAGAGAAAGAUCUAUUCCGACCUCGGGAAAAUGAUGAAGAAAUUCUUGGUCCUGAAGUAUCAUAUCUUAGUGCAAUUGGAGCACUAAUGUACCUUGCAAGUACGAAGGAUAUGGGUUUAUUUUUUCCCAAAGUUGUUCAAAGAAAAUUUGAUUGGUUUUCAGAUGCAGGUUAUUUAUCUGAUCCUCAUAAUGGUCGGUCACAAACUGGAUAUGUGUUCACAUAUGGUGGUAUCGCCAUUUCUUGGCGUUCCAUGAAACAAACCAUUGCACCUACUUCUUUCAAUCAUUAUGAGAUUUUAGCAAUUCACGAGGCUAGUCGUGAAUGUAUUCGUUCAAGUGAGAAUUUAGCAGACUUAUUCAUUAAGGCUCUUCCGACAGCAACAUUUAAAAAGGUUUUUCAUGGAAAGGUUUUUAAUGAGCCUCUUUACUUUAUCUUAUUUUUAAUUUGGGCGGCAAAAUUAAUUAUUGUUGGUGCUAAAUUGUAUAACCGUUACGAUUUCCUAACUGAUUUUAUCUUUGGUUCUGGUACCUCUUCUUAUCAGGUUGAGGGAGCAGCAUUUGAAGAUGGAAGGAAAGCUAGCGUCUUUGAUACCUUUGCUCAUUCUUGGAAACAUUUGCAAGGCACUGGAGAUGUUACAUCUGAUGCAUAUCACAAUUACAAGAAAGAUGCCGAACUCAUGGCAGAAACAGGAUUAGAGGCAUAUAGAUUCUCUAUCUCAUGGUCAAGGCUAAUACCGGAUGGCAGAGGACGUGUUAAUCCCAAGGGUUUGGAAUACUACAACAAUCUAAUCAAUGAGCUCAUCAAUCACGGGAUCCAACCACAUGUUACAUUAAUGCACUUAGAUACACCACAGGCGUUGGAGGAUGAAUAUGGAGGAUUUAUCAAUGUGAGGAUUAUAGAAGAUUUCACUGCAUAUGCUGAUCUUUGCUUUAGAGAAUUCGGGGACAGAGUUCUUUAUUGGACAACUAUCAAUGAGGCCAAUAUAUUUGUUUUAGGGGGUUAUGAUAUUGGUAAUUCACCUCCUGGUAGAUGCUCUAACCCUUUCGGAGUUAAUUGCACGAAAGGAGACUCAACAACUGAGCCAUAUCUUGCUGCUCAUAACAUGUUGCUUGCUCAUGCAUCAGCUGCUUCACUUUACAAGGAGAAGUAUCAGGCUAAACAACUCGGCCAAAUAGGGUUCAGUCUCUAUACCUACCAUCAUAUUCCUUCAACAGAUUCGACUGAAGAUGUGAUUGCAACACAGAGAGCUCGUGAAUUUUCUAUUGGCUGGUUCAUGCAUCCCUUAAUGUAUGGAGAUUACCCGAGAAUAAUGAAGGAAAAUGCUGGCUUCCGGAUUCCUGUUUUCACCAAAAAACAAUCGGAUUUGGUGAAAGGAUCAUUCGACUUUAUUGCAGUAAAUUACUACACUGCUAUGUUGAUCUCACACACAAACCUUACCCCGGAGCCAAGGGAUUAUCUAGCUGACACGGCAAUAAAAAGUGUCUAUUAUAAUUAUACAAGUGAUUCACCAACUGAAGUGACUACGUUCCCAAAUAUACCAUGGGCUCUGCAAGGACUUUUGGAAUAUUUCAAAGAUGUUUACAAUAAUCCUAAGAUUUAUAUAUAUGAAUAUGGUCAAGUGACAGAGCAUCGUACCACAGUAUAUGAUUUAUCGAGAGUAGAGUAUUUGCAAGCUCAUAUUGGAGGUGUGCUCGACGCUGUGAGAAAUGGAUCGAAUACAAAAGGGUACUUUGUUUGGUCAUUUGUGGAUCUAUUCGAGGUGUUAUACGGCUACAAAUACAGCUUUGGUCUGUACUAUGUUGAUUUUCAUGAUCCAAAACGGACCAGGUAUGCUAAGCUGUCUCAGAGAUGGUACUCAGCAUUCUUAAACGGGAAAAAUGUAUCUGUAAAUGAUGAAGGCAACCAACCACGAAAAAGGUCGACCAUCUUUAGGACUACUCCGGAAUUGGAUGAUGGGUUUUGGAGUUAAGGUCUCUAUACUUUGGACUACUUAAGUUUCCUUUGUAUUUUUAAUUUCAAUCACCCUUAGUAGAGAACUAGCUCGUGGUGAACUAUGAGA
Molecule: messenger RNA, 2589 nt
Organism: Chenopodium quinoa (quinoa)
Lineage: Eukaryota; Viridiplantae; Streptophyta; Magnoliopsida; Caryophyllales; Amaranthaceae
Product: beta-glucosidase 11-like
Exons: 20
Coding region: 1-2499 (832 amino acids)
Biological process (GO): carbohydrate metabolic process
Molecular function (GO): beta-glucosidase activity
Source: RefSeq, a predicted model, not a curated record